UUCAUCCCAUAGUUUAAGGCGCUCGUCUAUAAACGCGGAGGAAUAUUGCCAAUCCACUCGAUUUUGGGCCAUUCUUAUUCAGCUAUAUGUUCAUCACAUGGAAUCUGAAACAUUGGUUCCAAUUGUACCUAACUUGUAUUGCGGGAAUCUUUACGAUGCAGAAAAUGCGCGCCUUUUAAAAACCCUCAAAAUAACACACAUUUUGUCGGUUGGGCAAUUUCCCCAAAUACCAUUAUGUCAUAUCAAACAUCAGUACUUGGAUGUCUUAGACAUGGAUUGUCAAAAUAUGAUUCAGUACUUUAACCAGGCUUAUGAUUUCAUCGAAAAUGCAACGAAGGACGGUAGCUGUUUGGUUCAUUGUCAGCUUGGAGUUUCACGAGCACCAACUAUAUGUAUCUCUUAUUUAAUUAGAAAAUACCGCAUGACCCUUAAAGAGGCAAAAAAGACAGUGAAAGCUGCAAGGCCAAUAGCAUCUCCCAAUUUCGACUUCUUGAAACAACUACAGCAAUACGAACGUUUGUGUCAAUCCAAGGCACAAGACUCGACGAACUGCGAUGAUUCAGAAAAUAUCAUGGUGAAUAGACAGCCUAGCUAUACCAAUGGGAAUAAUAUGUAUUCUUGCAAAAUUUGUCGAACCAGCCUUUUUCAAGAAGCCGAUGUUGUAUUGCAUUGCAUAGGACAGCAUACGCAUUCAUAUAAAAAAAUUAGAAAGGAUAUAAAAUCUGAUUCUAUACCCCUUACCUGCACUAGUUGGUUCAUCAAACGUAAGGAUUGGAUGGGUGAUAUGACAGAACUUCAAGGAGACAUUGCUUGUCCAAAAUGUCAUACUAGACUGGGUAGUUGGAAAUGGGACGGUUCUCAAUGUUCUUGCGGAACAUGGGUCGCCCCAUUCAUUCAGAUCUUAAAAAGUAGAUUAGACUGCCCCGUUAACGCCAAUUCUGAAACAAAUGAUAAAGUUGAUCAGUAAACAUUUGCUUUUAUUUCGUAUCUUGUACUCAAAUCCUGAACAUAUUUAUAUUCCUCUUCUAGACAUUGAUAUCUACGGAACCAAAUAAAUCUAAAUGAAAUGAAUCUAUCUGCAACGAGAUGCCCAUAUGCAAACAAUUCCAGCUGCCCUAGUUACUCUAUGCAUCGACUAUAGAAUUUUAUAAAAAAUUUUUACG
Molecule: messenger RNA, 1163 nt
Organism: Schistocerca gregaria
Lineage: Eukaryota; Metazoa; Arthropoda; Insecta; Orthoptera; Acrididae
Product: probable dual specificity protein phosphatase DDB_G0281963
Exons: 5
Coding region: 98-967 (289 amino acids)
Biological process (GO): protein dephosphorylation
Cellular component (GO): nucleus
Molecular function (GO): protein tyrosine/serine/threonine phosphatase activity
Source: RefSeq, a predicted model, not a curated record